Messenger RNA from Girardinichthys multiradiatus, 6370 nucleotides. RefSeq names its product Ras association (RalGDS/AF-6) and pleckstrin homology domains 1a (gene raph1a). Lineage: Eukaryota; Metazoa; Chordata; Actinopteri; Cyprinodontiformes; Goodeidae. Gene Ontology annotation, biological process: signal transduction. The record is from RefSeq and is a predicted model, not a curated record. Gene Ontology annotation, cellular component: cytosol; plasma membrane. The transcript is spliced from 20 exons. The coding region runs from base 264 to 4613 and encodes 1449 amino acids.
GUAGUAUUGUAGAGAUCCAGUGUGGCUGGCAGGCAGAGGAAGGAAUCGGCAGAAUCUGGGAUAUAUCUGGGGAAAAAAAGGGCAGUCGGUGAUUAAACCGGCAGAAAUCCCCGGAGCCUUGACCAACACGCCGCGGAGAACUGUUCCUACUCUCCGCUGCUGGCUGCGGUUUUUCCUCCCAGGAAUCUCCUUGGGAUCUGGAUCCGCAAACGUGACUGAAUCAGUCUUCUUGGAGCUGUGCUGAACUGCUUUGCAGUCAAAAGAUGGAUCAGCUUUCAGAUGAGGAGGUGGAGGUCAGGGGGGAGGAGGAUGAAGAAGAAGAGGACAGUGAUAAGGAGGACCAGGACCUGGAUAAGAUGUUUGGAGCCUGGCUAGGAGAGCUGGACAAGCUCACACAGAGCUUGGAUGAUGGUCGUCCAGAACGUCCCCCUCAGCAGAAAGCUCCCCUCAGACAGGAGACCAACAUGGCAAACUUCUCCUACAGAUUCUCCAUUUACAACAUCAACGAGGCCCUAAAUCAGGGGGAGAAUGUGGACCUCAAUGCCCUUAUGGCCGACCUGUCAUCCAUUGAGCAGGAGCUCAGCACCAUUAACACCAAGUCCAGCAGCAGCAGUAUGGCCCGGCUGGGACUUACAGACACCAAGGUCCGGCAGAAGCCUCCUGCUGGGCGCAGCAGCAGGCAGCAGUCAACAGGGGGCACUGUUAGCAGUGUUUCUGGUGGGGGUGGCAGCAGUGGGGCAAGCAGCAGCAGCAGCAGCACCAGAGCGUCUCCGGCCGGCACCAUCAGAACUCCAAGUGGACAUCAGGGGAGGCCGCCGCUGGGUUCCAACUUCAGCCUGGAUGACAUCACAGCUCAGCUGGAGAAGGCGUCUUUGAGCAUGGAUGAAGCCGCACGGCAGACCUCCUCCCACUCUCUUAGCUCCGCCUCCUCCUACACGUCGGCCUCAGUGCGACGGCCCGGAUCCUCUCAGCGCCAACAUCGACGCACUGGAUCAGUGGGCACAGUCAGCGAGCACGAGGUGCAGUCAUUCGUUCACUCCUCCCGCUCCUCCGUCACUUCAGCCUCUGGCAUUUCUGUUAACUCCGCCUCCUCCAUGGAUUCGCUGGACAGCGUCCUCCACUCCGAAUCUGACGGCCCUCAGCCUUCGGGUGAAGGAUCCAGUCAGGGGCAUCCCAACACAGAGCACUCCUAUCUGGACAGGGAAACCUCUCUGAUUCUGAGAAACAUUGCAGGAAAACCCUCCCACCUACUGACCAAGGAGGAGCAGGCUGCCAAGCUAAAGGCGGAGAAUAUCAGAGUGGCUUUGGAGAAGAUCAAGGAGGCACAGUUGAAGAAGCUGGUGAUUCGUGUUCAUCUGUCAGACGAGAGCUCAAAGACCAUGAUGGUGGAUGAGAGGCAGACAGUCAGACAGGUUCUGGACAGUCUGCUGGAUAAAUCUCACUCUGGUUACAGUCCAGACUGGUCACUAGUGGAAACCAUCACCGAGCUUCAGAUGGAGCGGAUCUUCGAAGAUCAUGAGAACCUAGUGGAGAACCUGCUGAACUGGACCAGAGACAGCCAGAACCGCCUCAUGUUCACUGAGCGCAUCGAGAAGUACGCCCUGUUCAAAAACCCACAGAACUAUUUACUGGGGAGGAAGGAGACGUGCGAGAUGGCAGAGAGAAACAAAGAAGCUCUGUUAGAGGAGUGUUUUGGAGGCAGCUCAGUGUCAGUCCCUGAGAUGGAGGGAGUAUUGUGGCUGAAAGAGGAUGGCAAGAAGUCAUGGAAGAAACGCUACUUCUUACUCAGGGCAUCUGGUAUCUACUAUGUCCCAAAGGGAAAGGCCAAGACUUCCAGGGACCUGGUGUGUUUCCUCCAGCUGGAUCACGUCAAUGUUUACCUGGGUCAUGACUACAAGAGCAAGUACAAGGCCCCUACAGACUACUGCAUGGUGCUAAAGCACCCUCAGAUCCAGAAGAAGUCUCAGUAUAUAAAGUACCUGUGCUGUGAUGACAUCAGAACCCUCCAACAAUGGAUCAACAGUAUUCGCAUUGCAAAGUACGGGAAGCAGCUGUACAUCAACUUCCAAGAGGCCAUGAGGAGGACAGAGGCAGCCUAUGAUUGGUCCUCUCUCUCCUCUUCUUCCAUCAAGUCUGGAUCUAGCUCUUCCAGCCUUCCAGAGUCACAGUCCAACCACUCCAGCCAAUCAGACAGUGGCGUUUCAGAGCUGGCAUCAUCAGGACACACCCGCACCCAGAGUGUGGUCAGCUCAAUUUUCUCUGACGCCUGGAGGAGAGGAACACAAGGAGAGAUGAUGAAGAUCGACCCUAUCAGUAGGCCCAUCCCUGUUCAGAUACCCAGUCUCUCUCCCCAGUCUCAGACUCCCCCCUCCCGGAGCAGCUACACUGACGGGCUUGUUGCAACCGAGGACUCCUCCUCCUCUCAGUCCCCCCCCUCGCCUCCUCCCCCUCCGCCCCCCAUGGCAAGUGUGGCCCAUCAGGCGGCACCACCUUCCUCCUACGUGAAGUACAGCACUCUGGCUCGUUUGCAAAGUCAGAACCAGUCCAUAAUGCAACAGGCAGGCAGCGUUGGCCCAGCUUCCCUUCCCAUGCAGAACUACAACACCCUUCCAGCUUCUUACGGCACCUCCCCUCCAUCCCCCCCUCCUCCUCCCCCACCUACAGCGCCAGUUCCCGGCUCAGCAAUGGCUGCUCUGAAGUUUGGUCUGCCGAGCCCCAACUCUCUGCCACCGCCGCCUCUACCAGAGGAGGAGGCACAGGAGCCUCAAUGCCUCCCACCUCCUCCUCCAGAGAGCCUUGAUGCCAAUGGGUUGCCCCCUCCUCCCUCUCCGGAGCCCCUCCUUAAUCCCUGCCAUCUGCUCUCCAACGCAGGCCUGCAGCAGUUCCUAUCGCAGAAGUUCCCCAACAUGGUUUAUGACUUUAACCCAGCAGCACUGCAGAAUAGCUCCACCCCACCUCCUCCACCUCUCGCAGAACUGUCUCCCCCAGCUUCACUCCAAGUCCUCCGGCCUCUGUCCCCUAAUGCACCCCCACCUGCUCCUCCAAAAACCUUCUCUGGUGGGUUCCCCCCACUGACCGCUCCCAAACCAUCAGGCCCCUCCUCCCUCCCCCUUGCUCUCUCACCUGUGUCUCCCACCCAACCACUUACUGGACAUGGUCCUGUCCGAAAGCAGCAGAGCUUCUCUACGGGACACUCUCCAAAUCAGCCCCCUCCUACUCUGCCCAAACAGCACAGCCUCUCCUCCAAAAACCUGUCCAUCUCUCCAUCCUCUUCCUCUAUGUCCAUCUCCAUCGCAGCUGCUACCUCCUCUUUGGUCAAACAGAUUGUCAAUCAGUUCCCAGGUAACACCUCCCCUCUGCCUGCCUCCAGUUCUGCCCCUCAGUCACCUCCUGCAGUGAAGGCCAAACCAAAGUGGCAACUAGGGGGUGCUGCAGCUCCACAGUCACCAGAGUUCCCCCCACCUCCUCCUGACAACUCCUUAGGUGAUUUUCCUCCUCCUCCUUCUUCCUCCUCCUCCUCCAAGACGGGCUCUCCCAUCAAGAAGUCCCCCUCAACCUCGUCCACUGGAUCUACCAAGCGUGGGCCUCCACCCACUCCACAGAGAGCAUCCUCCAUGAAAGACACUCAGGAUGAGAGGCCCAAGAAGGUAGAGAGCCUGCUGAGUAAAUUUGGCCAAGCCUCUCAGACAGGAACAUCAUCAAGCUCCUCCUCAGCAACAGGUUCUCCUUCCAAAGACUCCGCCACACUUCCUGCUCCGCUCCCCAAGCCAGGGAAGCUGAAUCUGGCCAAUCUGCCACUGGUGAUCCAAGGACUGCAGACCGGCCAGCAACAACAGCCUGACUUCCCAUCUCCCCCUCCCCCACCUCCACCCCCCCAGCAUCCUCACCUCGACUCAUCAGCUGACUACUUCCCUCCUCCCCCAACCGAAUCAGAGCUUUUCCCUCCCCCACCUCACCCCUCAGAGUUCCACCACCCUCCCAAGGUUGCCGUGGUGAACCCCCAACCUCAGAUGCAGCCUUCUCUACAGUCGGCAACAUCCACCUUCUCGUCAUCAUCACCGUCAUGGAAACAAGGUUCACUUAAGAAAGGGGCGGUGCCUCCUCCGGGGAUGAACCGGUGCAGUAGCAACACUGCACAGUACGACAACACAAUCUCACUGCCUCUCUCCCCUCCUCCUCUGUCCCAAACCCCGCCCCCCUCCCUCUCUUCUUAUUCCUCUUCCUCCUCCUCUCCUGUCCCCCCUACCUCUCCAAAAUCAGCCGGACCUGUCUCCCUGGCAUUGAAGCCUCACUUCCUGGAGGACCUCAACCGCACGCUGAAGAGAAAGUCUGUGUCACGCCACGGCUCACUCACCUCCUCCCACCUGAUCUCCUCCUCCAAGAUGGAGCUUGUGGGCACCAUGGAUGACAUGGCGCUCCUCCCGCCUCCCCCCCCUGAGCUCCUGCAGCAGCAGCAGGGGGUUCGAGGACACUCCCAUACUCUGUCGCGACACCACGGGCACUCCCAAUCAGCCAAACACGGCAACAUCUCAGGCUAUGCAACGCUGCGGCGAGGCCCGCCUCCCGCUCCUCCCAAACGGGACCAAAGCACCAAACUGACCAGUGAGUGGUAGGAUGCAGUGACUCUGACUGUUGCUCACUAAAGAAACUGACCAAUUAGAUCCCAUUGUUCCUGCAGAGAGGAAAAAAAAAAAACAUCUCUCCUUAGUCCCAAAAUAUUCCUCUUUGGAUCCCAAGCAAGUAGCAAACAGUGUUUCCUACUCCUAAUCUCAGAUUAAUCCUCAUUAUUCCAUCGUUACAUGUUUAAUCCAACAUGAGUAACAAUAUAAAUAUAUAAAUAUAUAUAUGUAUAUAGUUGGCAAGACAGAAAACCCCCCUCUCCAGCCUUUUUUUCACAUCUGUGCAGCUUUGCAUUGAAACAUACUAAAGACUUGAAGUGACAUUUGGCUGCAAUAUAUACCAGGUACUGCAUGGACUGAGGCUACGGAAGGAGAUCAGUGGAAGGAACCAGGAAACAGGAAGGUCGAUGAUGAUGAUGAUGUGUAUAAAAGUGUAUAUUGUGAGAGUUGUGUGGGGAAGCGUGUGUGUGUGUGAGGGGGGGAGGGCAAUCCUAGAGGGAGCAUUGCCAUUUUGUUAACCCUUUUUUGCGUGUUUUUAUAUCAAAUAAUUUAAUACUGGAAAAAUAUUGUAAUAAGUAUUUUGAAUUUGAAGAAGCGUAAAAAGAGAAUGAAUUUGAUUGGACAUGGGUCUGUUUUCUACAAGCACCUGGUUUGCCAGACUUACAGUUAAUGUUCGGUUUAAUUUAAUCAAAAUGUGUUUUGGCUGAUCUGUUGGUUAGUUAAACAUGGGCUCGAUCCCACUCCACCAUCUGGUUUCGAUAUAAAAAGGCCCCUUUUCUUUGACCAUCAGGAAUCUAUGUACCUGCUGUUGGGUGUCAUUUAGAUGGCCACUGUGCUCAGCUGAAUUAUUUAUACCCUUAAAAUUGUUCACAUUUUUAUACAUGAUAAAAAUGUGCAUAAUAAAUGCACAAGUAUGUGCAUAAGUAUGUGCAACCACAUACUUCAGUGUAUUUAUUAGGAUUUCAUGUGAUAGAUCAGCACAAAGUGGUGCAUAAUUGUGAAGUAUCAGGAAAAUUAAACAUGUUUCUCAGUAUUGUUUAAAUAAGAUCAACAGGGUCAAUACUUUCUUUUAAGUAAUUUCUCUACCAGCUCUGCACAUCUAGAGUGAAAAUUACUCCCAAAAAUUACUUUUUACAAAUCAAUGAUAGCAAACAGUUUUUUUUAACUCCGUCUUGUUUCUCUGUUCCUGCUGGAGGAAAACAGCCCUGCAGCAUGAUAUUGCCUCUACCAUUUUUUGUUUUAUUCAAGGUGAUAUCCAGCCAUAGUUUUUCUACCACACAUAGCAUGUUUGCUGUGUCCUCUACAUGGCCUGUCCCAUUUGCAGAUGGUACUUCUGAUGGCUGGAGAGCACGACUAACGGUUUUUCUGUCAACAGGUCCUUCCACCUGAACUGCGGAUCUUUGCAGCUCCUCCACAGUUACCACAGGCCUCUUGGCUGUUUUUCUGGUUAAUGCUCUCCUUGUCCCACAUGUCAGUUUAGGUGGGCGGUCAUGUCUUGGUAGGUGUGCAUUUAUGCAUUCAUCUUCCCAUUGACAGAUGAUGGAUUGAGAUGAAAAUGUAUGAGAUGUUUGAAAUGUUUAAAGCUUGGGAUAUUGUUUUCAAGCCUAUCCCUGACCUGACUUCUGACGGCAGACUGUUGCCCUGGAUUUUAUUUAGAUGUAUCAGAGUAAAGGGGGAUGAAUACAUCCACUUCACAAUUAUGCCUUACUUUGUGUUGAUCCGUUGCAUUAAAUCCCAUUGAAACAUCUUGA